Messenger RNA from Endocarpon pusillum Z07020, 1014 nucleotides. RefSeq names its product Glutamine synthetase. The coding region runs from base 1 to 1014 and encodes 337 amino acids. Gene Ontology annotation, cellular component: cytoplasm. Gene Ontology annotation, molecular function: glutamine synthetase activity. NCBI's taxonomy places the organism in Eukaryota, Fungi, Ascomycota, Eurotiomycetes, Verrucariales, Verrucariaceae. The transcript has 3 exons. The record is from RefSeq and is a predicted model, not a curated record.
AUGGCGGAAUACAUCUGGAUAGACGGCAGCAAUGGUGUGCGCUCCAAGACCAAGACCGUUAGCAAAGCCGUCAAAAGCGUCGAUGAACUUCCAGAAUGGAAUUUCGAUGGAUCAUCGACAGGACAAGCGCCCGGCGACAAUUCGGAUGUCUAUAUUCGACCUGUUGCUAUGUUCCCCGAUCCUCUCCGUCUUGGCGACAAUAUCUUGGUUCUAUGCGAGACCUGGGAUCCAGAUGGAACGCCAAACAAGUUCAACUACCGCCAUGAAGCCGCACGAUUAAUGGAAGCGAAUGCGGAGCACGAGAUCUGGUUUGGUCUUGAGCAAGAAUACACCCUUCUCGGAGCUGAAGGCUGGCCUUACGGUUGGCCAGCGGGAAGAGGUUAUCCCGGUCCUCAAGGCCCGUAUUACUGUGGUGUUGGAACUGGUAAGGUCUUCUGCCGUGAUAUCGUUGAGGCCCAUUACAAGGCUUGCCUUUAUUCCGGCAUCAAAAUCUCCGGUAUCAAUGCGGAGGUUAUGCCUGCUCAGUGGGAAUACCAAGUGGGACCAUGCGUUGGCAUUGAACUUGGUGACCACCUUUGGAUGUCUCGGUUUCUUCUCCACCGUAUCGCCGAAGAAUUCGGCGCAAAGGUCACCUUCGCUCCAAAACCCAUCCCAGGCGACUGGAACGGCGCUGGUCUACAUACCAAUGUCUCAUCAAAAGAGAUGCGGGAAGAGGGUGGCAUGAAACACAUCGAAGCAGCCAUGAAGAAACUCGAACCCCGUCAAGUCGAACACAUUAAAGUCUAUGGCGAGGGCAACGCCGAUCGUCUGACUGGGAAACAUGAAACCGGCAACAUCGAUAAAUUCACCUGGGGUGUCGCCGACCGUGGUGCCAGUGUACGAAUCCCAAGAUCCUGCGCCAGAGAAGGAAAGGGUUAUUUUGAAGACCGAAGACCGGCUUCCAAUGCUGAUCCCUACCAAAUUACCGGUAUCAUCGUUGAAACCAUCUACGGUGGUCUUCCUCCGGAGCAAUAG